AAAAUCAAUGGUUACUGAAACGGUUUGGUUCUAUAAAAUACCUUCUGCUGUAUUCCACAGAAAAAUAAAUAAAUGAAUGCAUACAGAUUUGGAAUGAUAUAAUGAAUAGUUCACCCAAAAAGGAAAAUUCUGUACUCAUGAAUGAAUUUCUUUCUUCUGCUGAACACAAAAGAAGAUAUUAUGUGAGUAACCAAACAGUUGUUGGUCCCCAUUGACUUCAAGAAAUAGUCAGACCAGAAACUGUUAGGUUGCCCACAUUCUUCAAAAUAUUAUUAUUAUUUUUUUUAGCAGAAGAAUUUCUUGAGGGUGAGUAAAUCAUUUUUUUGGGGGGAAACUAUCCUUUUAAAACCCGUUCCCAAGUGCACAUCAGAUGCUCUCUGUCACCACUAGAUGGAUGUAAUGUCAUACUAAUAGUUUAAGGCUGGUCAGUGGCUCACUAUGGCAACCUCAGUACACAGUAGAGACAGGAAUCAAUGUUCAGUGGAUCAUUACUAGGUACAAGGAAUCUAGGAAUCAAGAAAGAUUAUUCUGUCAGACUUGACAAUGUCGUCAAGUGCUCUGGUGUCUCGCAGCCAAAGUGUCCUUCCCUUGUUCGUGGGUAAAGGCAGAAAUGUCACCUUUGUUUUGGACUCCUCUGUGGGAAUGAAUGGCUUUCUGGGACCAGUGAAGAAUCUUAUUAUUCAAACCUUGAUUACUAAAGCUUCACUUAGAGACUCGCUCUUCAACAUUAUCAGCUUUUCAUACAAGUCUUCACCAUGGUCUUCUCACAUGAUGCCCUGCACACCUGAUGUAGUCUAUGAAGCCUUGAGCUGGAUCCACACAUUACAGACAAGUCCUGGCAGAGACCUCCACUCAGCACUGGCCUUAGCUUUCUCUGACCCUGCCUGUCAGUCUGUCCAUUUGGUGACCAGCGGUCUCCCAGACAACCCAUCACAAUGUCUGGCUUCAUUAUCAACCCUGGUGAUGCGCCCUGUGAAUAUAUUUUACAUAUCAGACAAGACUCCCAUGAACACUGACAUUUCAGACUUCCUGCAGUGCAUCACUUCCACCACUAGAGGAAGCUGUUAUGUCAUGACGCUCAACUCAGCUGGCAAUGUGGACCAGCAGCUCAGUUUGUUGCAUUCAACGGAUGACCUGUUUCAAAACCCGUCACACUCAGAGGACCCAUGGCGUUCAGUAGACUUCAAUCAGGUCCAAUACCACAACUGCACAAGCUGUGUCUGUUCUGUACCAAGCUGGUGUUCCUCUAUGAAUCCCUUUAGUACAGUAUCAUGUGUAUCUGCAAGGGUAAUGCGAGGUGCUGAGCUCUUUCCUGGUUGCCGUGUGUUAGCCAGGAGAGAGAUAGAUGGGUUUUACUACCUGGGGACAAUCAUACAUCAGGGCAGAGGAAAUCUUUAUACUGUGGAGUUUGAUAAGCUUGAACCUAAAGGAAAUACAUUUAUGGACACAUUAAAUACAAUUCAGCCAACUUGCCAGCCUGAUAUGGUUAGUCUAACCAGUGCACACAGGCACAGUAUCAUACCAGGAGACACUGUUCUAGCACCAUGGGAGCCAGACAUGAGACAGUAUGGGCCUGGAAGGGUAAUUUCCGGUAUGGAGCUAAGAGAUCCGCUUAAAAUCGAUGAAGGUCUUUUGGGACUCCAGGUUCUCUUCUGGAAUGGGAUGACAAUUCAUGUCCCCAAACAGCACGCAGUAUGGAUUCCAGCUUCUCAUUAUGAACAAAUUAUCAAAGACCUCCAACAUUAUUCAUCCCGGCCAUGUUGCUCUAGGGUUUCCCACUGCGGCACCAUGAAUUGUUUUGAAUUUCCAUGUCACCGGUGCGACCACCACAGUCUGUCCUCCAUUCCACCAUGCCACUGUUCAGUGAGGAGAUGCUGCCCAGUGUUCAUGUCAUCUCCACUACUGAAUAAACAAAGGAGAGAUGAGCUGGAGAGGAAAGUUGAUCUCCAACUGAAAGAACUACAGAGCUCUCAACAGACACAAGUGCCUUCAUCCUCAUCCUCAUCAUCAACCUCUGACUGUGAGAAUGAGGAGGAUACCGCAGCUGAAAAACACAGGCCUUCGAUGUCAGAAGUGGUGAGCCGAUCAGUAAACACAGAGAUUUCCUGCCUGAGAAAGCCAUACACUCAUCCUGAGACCAGACCAGCCUGGAGAUACUGGAAAAGGGGUUCUGCAGAACCACAGCACAAGCAACCAGGGAGAGCCGUCAGGUCUCCAAAUGUCAGCCAUUCUUGGCCUGGAGACACUGGGAAUUCUGGGAGCUUUACAGAUUACUCUAUGAUGACCAAUCACAGCUCUUUAUUUAAGCUGGUUCCCUAUUCACCAAAACGAGGAGUUGAUAUGAGGGAAAUAUUUGGAUCAACAGAACAAAAGUUAUCGCCAUCACCACUGACUGUAGCAAUCAGCUCAAAGCCAACCAAACUGAUAGCUCCACAGCCAAAGUUCAAAGUGUUAUGAGUAUCGCCUGUGAGCUUUUGCUGAUUUGUAUUUUUUCAGAGAUAAUAUUUGUUUCUAAAUCAAACAUCCUAUGAUUGGUGUACUAAUUAAAUACAAAAGACUAUUAUGUUAAAAACAUGCAAAACUUUAUUAAAACUUUAAAGAAUAAACAAAGUAAAAUAAAAUGUAUAUUCUGUAUUGCAGUAGAAUCUCAUUAUGGCUUCUAUGGCUCAAUAUAUAUUCAUGAUUGCAAUUUAAAAAUGAAUAAAUAUCCCUGAGUAUUAAACAGUAACACUUAUGAAUACAAAAAAAAAAAAAAAAGGUAUCAA
Molecule: messenger RNA, 2765 nt
Organism: Cyprinus carpio (common carp)
Lineage: Eukaryota; Metazoa; Chordata; Actinopteri; Cypriniformes; Cyprinidae
Exons: 8
Coding region: 544-2457 (637 amino acids)
Source: RefSeq, a predicted model, not a curated record